Messenger RNA from Dentiscutata heterogama, 134 nucleotides. The record is from the annotation of a GenBank genome assembly. NCBI's taxonomy places the organism in Eukaryota, Fungi, Glomeromycota, Glomeromycetes, Diversisporales, Gigasporaceae.
AUGAGCCAAAUACCUAAAGAAGACCAAUGCGUUUGUAAGAAGGAUACACCAAAAGUCGAUAAUAACUCUACUGAUAUUAAGGUUGUUGCUAUAGUCAUUGGAGCACUCUUUACAACUUAUUGGUGGUUGUCUUG